Molecule: messenger RNA, 1828 nt
Organism: Puntigrus tetrazona (Sumatra barb)
Lineage: Eukaryota; Metazoa; Chordata; Actinopteri; Cypriniformes; Cyprinidae
Gene: calhm1b
Product: calcium homeostasis modulator protein 1
Exons: 3
Coding region: 474-1718 (414 amino acids)
Molecular function (GO): monoatomic cation channel activity
Source: RefSeq, a predicted model, not a curated record
UUUGAAUAGGGAGAGGCAAUACUUUUGCAUGUGCUCUGAGCCACACCGCCUGUUACCAUGGUAUCAGCACCUAUGUAAAUACAUGCAAUCAACUAUAUAUACUAUGAUAAAAUACAUAGACACUUUUUUACAUCGAUACUGAAAUUGUGAUGUUCGUAAAGACAAAAAUACAAGCAGACGGAAGAUUAGGAUAUCAACAGAUUCACAUUUUCACCAUUCAGAGUCUUUCUCGUGACGUGGAAGAAGGUGUGUAUGCUGUUUUGUAUGUCAGAGAGUGAUAAUUAGGGCUGAAACAGAUGACACAGAAUCAUUUGCUUUGACAGGUGGAUGAAUAUUUGGCAGCACAUUGCAAAAUUCUAUUGUAGAAAACAGAAGACGUUCUGCAUGUAAAAUAUCAACAUUAAGACCCUUAAGCAAGAAAAAUUUCUUCUCAUACAGGGUAAUAUUCGGACAGACCAGUCCAAGGUAUCAACAUGGAUAAGUUUCGUAUGAUGGCCCAGAUUCUCCAGUCCAACCAAGAGUCUUUUAUGAACGGUAUUUGUGGCGUCAUGGCUCUGGCGAGUGCUCAGCUCUACACGUCUUUUGAAUUCAACUGUCCCUGUAUCCCUGAAUACAACUACUCGUAUGGGAUCAGUAUGCUAGUUAUUCCACCUAUAUGGUUCUUCCUUUUGGGUUUUGUACUAAACAACAAUGUCUCGAUGCUGGCGGAGGAGUGGAAACGGCCGGUGGGACAGCGGAGGAAGGACCCGGCGGUCAUGCGGUACAUGUGUGUUUCCAUAUCUCAGCGGUCCCUCAUCGCACCAGCCGUUUGGAUCUCAGUGACUCUAAUGGAUGGUAAAAGCUUCCUGUGUGCCUAUAGUAUGGACCUGGACAUGUCUGAAUUUGACAAGAAUGUAAGUGGACACGGACUAUCUCAGGAGGAACUCUUACGAACACUGGCUAAAAUACCAUGCAACAAUAUAUAUGAUGGUCAGCACAUCCUAUCGAGAGAGGCGGCCACCAGAUACAUAAACUGCAUUUCACAGGCCUUUGGAUGGUUGUUCUUGUUGAUCAUCACAAUCACUGCUUUCCUGAUCAGAGCAAUUCGUCCCUGCUUCACUCAGGCUGCCUUUCUCAAAACCAAAUACUGGUCCCACUAUGUAGACACGGAGCGCAAGAUGUUUGACGAGACUUGCACAGAACAUGCCAAAAGUUUCGCCAAGAUCUGCAUUAAGCAAUACUUUGAGGGUAUUAGCGGUGAGAUUCAACCCUUUCAUGAUCAUUCACAUGAUGAUAGCGAUGAGGACGAUAAGCCUGCUACAGAAGAAGACAAACUGAUGGGCGUUCGGCGUCAGGACACCAUGAAUAAGGUGCUGUGGGACUGGCACACGUGCAAACCUCCUCUAAGUCUGAAAAAAAUUGGGGAUGCUAACACUGGACAGAAUGGCGAUUGUAGCAUGAAUCCUAAUAAAAAUGAAGACCAAAAUAUCUGUGAUAAAACUGACCUUAAUGAGGGACAAAAUGGCUUCAAAUGUGGUUAUGUGAAUCCUGGCCUUGAUAUUGGCCAAAGUGAUUCUGGCAAGGGACAUGAGAAUGCUAGCUUUAGCAUAGAACAAAACGGUUUUACGAAUAGACGUAGCAAUGCUAGUUUAAGCCAAAAUGGAUUUGUGAAUGGUGGUGUCUUUUCUCCAUGCAAUACUCAUAGAAAAGCAUGGGCAGUGUAUUAUAGCAAGGUUUGAGAUUAUUUUAUAUUUAUGACUAGGAAUACUACUAUAUUGGUUAUUGUAUGUUGUCUCAACCAUCGAAAUACUAUAUAAGAUCUUUUCAGUUAUGUAUCACAUUAUAUAAC